Platichthys flesus (European flounder) is the source of this 2615-nucleotide messenger RNA. RefSeq names its product acrosin-like. Lineage: Eukaryota; Metazoa; Chordata; Actinopteri; Pleuronectiformes; Pleuronectidae. The coding region runs from base 36 to 1880 and encodes 614 amino acids. The record is from RefSeq and is a predicted model, not a curated record. Gene Ontology annotation, molecular function: serine-type endopeptidase activity. Gene Ontology annotation, biological process: proteolysis. The transcript has 6 exons.
AACGCUGAGGACAGAGUGAAGGAGACACAGUAAACAUGGCUCUCCAACAGUCGGUCUGUGUCUUAACCGUCACAAUCCUUCUCCUGUGCACAGGAUGUCGAUCAGCAUUGACCUGUGGCCAGGCUCCCAUCAACACCAGGAUCAUAGGCGGUCAAACUGCGACUCCAGGAGAUUGGCCCUGGCAGGUUUCUUUGGUCUCGUUUGGAAGACACAGAUGUGGGGGGUCACUGAUUAACAACCAGUGGGUGAUGACAGCUGCACACUGCAUCUCAGGGUCGGGAAGUGAUGUAACAGUUUACCUGGGCCGCUCAACCCAGUCAGGUCCAAACCCCAAUGAAGUGUCACGGACGAUCGCUCAGGCCAAGUGCCAUCCGUCAUACAGCACCGUAACCAACGAGAACGACAUAUGUCUCCUGAAGCUGUCGUCACCUGUGAACUUUACCGACUACAUACAACCUGUUUGUUUGGCCGCUGCCAACAGCAUCCUUCACUCUGGGGUCAGCACCUGGGUCGCUGGUUGGGGCAACACUCGCCCUAAUGGGGGGAGCGCCUCCGACACCCUGCAGGAGGCUAAUCUGGAUAUAGUGGGAAACGAAGAGUGUCAGCGCAACAGCAUAUUUGACAUCACAGACAAGAUGAUCUGCGCUUGGGUCCAAGCGGGCGGAAUUGACUCAUGUCAGGGAGACUCAGGGGGUGGACUGGUGACAAAGGUUGGUUCAGGCUGGGCCGUGGUUGGAAUCGUGAGUUUUGGUGACGGCUGCGCUAAGCCCAACGUCCCGGGGAUCUACACCCGCGUGUCCCAGUACAUGGAAUGGAUCAGCAACAUCACCGGCAGUGACGAGCUAGGCUUUGUUAACGUUUCCUCCACCGGAGUCGUCAAAGACUCAAACUUUACCAGUUCAACCACAGCACCACCAACCGCUUCCUCUACCCAAACAGUCUUCACCAAUCACACCCGCCCCUCAACCAUGCCUGGAACUGUCACCCACCCCUCAACAAUGCCCGUAAACUUCACCCACCCUCACACCCGCCCCUCAACCAUACCCGUUAACUUCACCCACCCCUCAACAAUGCCCAUAAACUUCACCCACCCCACAACCAUGCCUGUAAACUUCACCCACCCUCACACCCGCCCCACAACCAUGCCCGUAAACUUCACCCAUCCUCACACCCGCCCCUCAACUAUGCCCGUAAACUUCACCCACCCUCACACCCGCCCCUCAACUAUGCCCGUAAACGUCACCCACCCCUCAACCAUGCCCGUAAACUUCACCCAUCCUCACACCCGCCCCUCAACUAUGCCCGUAAACUUCACCCACCCCUCAACCAUGCCCGUUAACUUCACCCACCCCUCAACCAUGCCCGUAAACUUCACCCACCCUCACACCCGCCCCACAACCAUGCCCGUAAACUUCACCCACCCUCACACCCGCCCCACAACCAUGCCCGUAAACUUCACCCACCCUCACACCCGCCCCACAACCAUGCCCGUAAACUUCACCCAUCCUCACACCCUGCCCUCAACCAUGCCCAUAAACUUUACCCACCCUCACACCCGCCCCUCAACCAUGCCCGUUAACUUCACCCACCCCUCAACCAUGCCCGUAAACUUCACCCACCCUCACACCCGCCCCACAACCAUGCCCGUAAACUUCACCCAUCCUCACACCCUGCCCUCAACCAUGCCCAUAAACUUUACCCACCCUCACACCCGCCCCUCAACCAUGCCUGUAAACUUCACUCAUCCCCCAACCACAGACCAUCUCACAACCGACGAUAAGAGCAUUUUUUGCGCUAGUGAAAAUCUGAUCCACUUCACUCACUUCACCUCACUCUGGGUCCUUGCUCUAUCGCUCUAUGUAUUGGUCGGUCAUGCAUAACAUGGAAAUGCGACACUACUGCACAUAAUUAAAUACAUUACUACACUGUGUGAUGUCUGUCUUGACUUGAAGAUCCUUGAAUACAAUUUUGAAACGACAAUUUAGUAGCAUUUAAAUGGCACUCGCUUAUAGCACUUUGUAGUUUAGCUUUUUUUGAAGAAAUUGUACUUUCUUGAUUCUUGUUGUUCUGGGUUUGUACCCUCGGGUUUGAAUGCACUUAUUGUAAGUCAGUUUGGAUAAAAGCGUCAGAUAAAUGUAAUGUAAUGAUGACGUCCUGCCUAACAUUUGAUGAUGAUGAUGAAAUUAUACAAGCUCUAGGUUGGAGUCCUGCAGACACAUCUUUAAAAAUGUGUUUUCCAACUCCUCUUCUUUGUGACUGACACUGAUCAUAUGGAGAAUCAUCUUCUGAUCAAUAUAAGCUUUGGAAUGUCUCAAUAUAACUUGCAGAGAUAUUUUUGAAUGUUUUUUUGUUUUUCAGAGGUUAUAUUUGUUCAUCUUUAUCUGAUCAGAUCUAAUAGUCAAUCAAGAAAUAAUGUGUUUGUUAAAAAUCUGUCCGUGUGUUGAGUAAUUUAUGCUGAUGCUGAUUCACAGGGUAAAUAAACUGAAACUUUUCUCAUGGAACGUGAAGUCAUGUUAAUCACAAACUGUUUGACUGUUUGAAUAAAAUGGAAGUUGAUUGGUCAAACCUGUGUUGUUGUUGGGACAGGGAGCGUACAAAGGCUUUUAUGAUGAAAC